Fusarium falciforme is the source of this 1170-nucleotide messenger RNA. RefSeq lists its product as hypothetical. The record is from RefSeq and is a predicted model, not a curated record. NCBI's taxonomy places the organism in Eukaryota, Fungi, Ascomycota, Sordariomycetes, Hypocreales, Nectriaceae. Bases 1 to 1170 code for a protein of 389 amino acids. The transcript has a single exon.
AUGGCGCAGUGCCUUCUUUCCAUCCAGAAUGGUUCUUUUCGACUCGAGGCACCUGAGCGGGGCUGCCAAACUCAAGACCCCUGGGCUAGAGACUGGAUGAAGUCACAUCUUGACGACAUAUGCCUCGAAACGUUUCAGACAUCUCCUCAGCUACAGCCACAUCACCGCAGCCACGGCAACUUUGGGAGACUGCCCAGGAAGCUCAGGUCACAGUCUCGUCUAGUGAGCCCGGAUGGCGUCGUCGCCAUUGCAAGCCCUCGAAGCUGGUAUUCUCAGUUGACAGGCAAACGUGCCGCUGCCAAUGUGGAACCCGAGCAUCGGGAUUUCCGGAGUCCCCUCUUCACGCUGCCUGUCGAAAUACGACUCUGCAUCUAUCGCCAUCUGCUCAUUACCAAAGGCCUCGCUGUUCUUUGCCCAGACCCGGACGGGUUCCGUGUUCUGCCACGAGAGUACUACGAUGGACCCUUUCGACUAUACCCUGAGAUCCUCGCGACUUGUCGUCAGAUCAACCGAGAAGGCACUUCGAUCCUAUACUCGGAGAAUGUGUUUCGACGGGAAUUUCUCUGGAGACGCACUUGGAUCAAAACUGGACGCAAGCCUUUCCCGCGCUUCGAAAGCUCUCCGCUCAAAGAGGCCAAUCUGCAGUGCAUCUCACGGAUUCGCAUCUUCCGAACCUACCACCAAUGGUUCCGUGAUGGAAGCCUCAAAGUCUUGCACGACUUUCCAAACUUGAGGGAGUUGCAGGUGCACAUUGACGACAACGACAUCUGGGGCGACCUUAACCCGGAUAGUCACUGGAAGGAUAGCAUGAGGGCCAUCAACCGUUACCGCCCCGACUUGGCCUGCGUCAAGACCCAGAUCAGACUCUCCUUUGACCGACGCUAUCGCGAUUGGUGUGAUCGCUGCACGAACAGACGCCUUGACUUCAGUGUGCAUAGGAUCAAGAAGGAUGAGCUUGAGCGGUGGAUACGAAGCGAGAGCUUGUUUGCUGGCCGGGACCUGGUUUGGUCUUUUAGCACACAGACUUCUGAGUAUUGUGGACCGUCUUGCAUAGUUGCACUCACCGUUGAUAGCAACCGCAGGGGGACGGAUACCAUCGAGUGUCGCAUUGAAGGAGACGAGGACACCGAGUACACUACAGAGCCAGCCUACCUUGACAAGGAGGUCUAG